Messenger RNA from Rotaria socialis, 279 nucleotides. NCBI's taxonomy places the organism in Eukaryota, Metazoa, Rotifera, Eurotatoria, Philodinida, Philodinidae. The record is from the annotation of a GenBank genome assembly.
AUGAUCAAUCGUGAUAUACGUGAAUGCGUAGAUUUAUAUGUUAUUGAUGGGGGUACUGAUGUUGAAACAACAUAUUUUACUUAUAUUGUUCGCUCUCUUAAUCUUCAAGGUAUCUCGGAGAAGGCAAUAAAAACUCCUCAAAAUGAAACAACAAUAAUAACGGAAUCCGAAGCGAGAACAACAUCAACAAAACUAGAUAAAAUUAUUGCACACGAUGAUUUGAUUUCGCAACAAAUUGAGCCAUUGCGUGAAAAGAAUUCAGAUGAACAUACUAAAUAG